AGGCGGGGCUCCUGGGUAACGCAGCAGAGAGAUAGGAAUUGCUUAUGUAACUGGGACAGCAGAUUGACUGGGAGGAGAGCAGGCAGAGGCUGGGGAUGGGAGCAGUGAGCUGUCGGCAGGGGCAACACACCCGGGGGUCUGCUCCUCAAAAGCAGGGUGGCAACAUCCAGGGUCCUUGGGCCCGAGGCUGGAAGAGCCUCUGGUGUGGUAUGGGGACCAUCAGGUCGGGUCUGGAAGAACUAUGGGAGCUACAGAGGCAUCAGUGCCUGCACCAGGAGCCCCUCCAGCCAGCCCCACUGCUGGUAGAGAAGCCCUUGUCUGAGUGGCCAGUGCCUCAGUUCAUCAACCUCUUUCUACCAGAGUUUCCCAUGAGGCCUGUUAGGGGGCAGCAGGAGCUAAAGAUUUUAGGCCUUGUGGCUAAAGGCUCUUUUGGAACCGUCCUGAAAGUGCUAGAUUGUGCCCAAAAAGCUGUAUUUGCAGUGAAGGUGGUACCCAAAGUCAAAGUCCUACAGCGGGAUACCCUGAGGCAGUGCAAAGAGGAGGUCAGCAUCCAGCGACAGAUCAACCAUCCUUUUGUACACAGCCUGGGAGACAGCUGGCAGGGGAGGCGACACCUCUUCAUUAUGUGUAGCUACUGCAGCAUGGAUCUCUACUCCCUGUGGUCUGCUGUUGGAGGUUUUCCAGAGGCUUCUAUCCGUCUCUUUGCAGCUGAACUGGUCCUUGUGCUGUGCUAUCUCCAUGACAUGGGUAUCAUCCAUCGAGAUGUAAAGAUGGAGAACAUCCUUCUGGAUGAGCGAGGCCACCUGAAACUGACGGACUUCGGUCUGUCUCGCCGCCUGUCCCCGGGAGCCCGAGCCUACACUAUCUGUGGCACUCUUCAAUACAUGGCCCCAGAGGUCCUGCGUGGGGGGCCUUACAACCACACGGCUGACUGGUGGUCCCUGGGAGUGUUGCUUUUCUCUCUGGCAACUGGUAAGUUCCCAGUGGCUGCAGAAAGAGAUCAUGUGACCAUGUUGGCAAGUGUGACCCACUGUGAAUCUGAGAUGCCAGCCUCGAUGACUCAGGAGCUCUCACUCCUGCUCCAUGAGCUCCUGUGCCAGAGCCCUCUGCACCGUCUCCGUCAUCUGCAUCACUUCCAGGUCCACCCUUUCUUUCGGGGUGUGGCCUUUGACCCUGAGCUCCUAAGGAAGCAGCCAGUGAGCCUUGUCAUGGAGACACGAGAUAGCAGCAGUCCGCUGGAGUCCAUGCCCUUCGAGGACUUUGACUGUGAUCUGGAGUCCUUGGUCCACUCCGUCUCUGCUGAUUCUCUACUGCAGAUGGGGGCCCAGCUGGAAACCUGAGGGUUUCUACUGCCAGCUCAGCAUGACCACCGUGAUGAUCCAAUUUUUUCUUGGUUGUCCUUACUAUCCGGGUGUAGGUAUUGGACCAGAGUUUAAAUGGUUGGCAUUCUGCAACUGAUGGCCAAAACUGCCCCUGAUGCUUCCCCGUCACACAACCCACCUCUCCCUCGCAGGCCAAGGCGGUGACCUUUAUUUCAUUUCUGCAGUACUUUUUCACCUAAGCUGCCAAACAAAGGCUUCUUAAAACUUUAUCUUACCCAUGUUUUCUACCAUACUUCCUGUCUUGGGCGAUAAUGACACUUUGUGGGAUCCCGAAGUGCUAUUUAUAUGUUUAACAAGCUCGUCAGAGCAAUAGGAAUGUUUUUUAAAGAUUGCAAAAGCUGGUAUUUCAACACCUGAAUAACUAAGCAGUUAAAAAAUAUGACCUGCCAGGUGGUGGUGGCCCUGCGCCUUUAAUCCCAGCACUUGGAAGGCAGAGGCAAGUGGACCUCUGAGUUU
Molecule: messenger RNA, 1838 nt
Organism: Peromyscus leucopus (white-footed mouse)
Lineage: Eukaryota; Metazoa; Chordata; Mammalia; Rodentia; Cricetidae
Gene: Rskr
Product: ribosomal protein S6 kinase related
Exons: 12
Coding region: 96-1340 (414 amino acids)
Biological process (GO): protein phosphorylation
Molecular function (GO): ATP binding; protein kinase activity
Source: RefSeq, a predicted model, not a curated record